Messenger RNA from Copidosoma floridanum, 2408 nucleotides. RefSeq names its product minichromosome maintenance 7 (gene Mcm7). NCBI's taxonomy places the organism in Eukaryota, Metazoa, Arthropoda, Insecta, Hymenoptera, Encyrtidae. Gene Ontology annotation, biological process: DNA strand elongation involved in DNA replication; DNA replication; DNA replication initiation. Gene Ontology annotation, cellular component: MCM complex; nucleus. Gene Ontology annotation, molecular function: ATP hydrolysis activity; single-stranded DNA binding; single-stranded DNA helicase activity. The record is from RefSeq and is a predicted model, not a curated record.
AGAAAAAGACAUGCGUAUAGUGUGAUAUUAUUACGUGUUCGAUUGACGUUUUUUUCAUUGUUCUGAUUGACCACUAUUUUGCACACAUCAGUUAUUUAUUUCGAAAGCUUGUAGAAAUCUGCAACAAUGGCACCAAAAGCCUCAAGAGACUACGAUAAGGACAAGGAGCAACUCAAGUUGUUCCUUACCGAGUAUAUGAAAAUGGAUGAGAAAACAGGCACCAAGUUCUACUUGUAUAGGCAACAGUUGACAAAAAUAGCACACAGGGAGCAAGUUGCUUUUAUCAUUGAUUUGGAUGAUGUCAAGGAUUUCGACGAAGAGCUUGCUGAAGCUAUAUCCCAGAAUUCUCGUCGCUACAUCAACUUACUUUUACAUCUCGUUCAAGAAAUCUUGCCUGAUUUCAAAGAAAGGCCAGUAGUAGCCAAAGAUACUUUGGAUAUUUAUAUUGAGCAUCGAUUGUUAAUGGAAGCGAGAAAUCAGCAUCCAGGAGAGCAAAGAGAUCCCAGAAACAAGUAUCCUCUUGAAUUGAUGAGACGAUUUGAGAUAUAUUUCAAAAAUUUCAACGACGCCAAGUCAUUCUCUGUCAGAGAUGUGAUGGCAGCGAAUAUUGGCCAAUUGGUGACGAUUCGAGGUAUUGUCAUCAGAGCAACAGAAGUUAAGCCCUUGGUAAUUGUUGCCACUUACACUUGUGAUCAGUGUGGCGCGGAAACCUAUCAGUCUGUAUCUUCUAUGUCUUACACGCCUCUACAGAGCUGUCCCAGUGAUGAUUGUCGCGUAAAUAAGUCUGGUGGCAGAUUGUACAUGCAAACCAAGGGCUCUCGGUUCACCAAGUUUCAAGAAGUUAGAAUUCAAGAACAUAGUGAUCAAGUACCGGUAGGUCAUAUCCCAAGAUCUUUGACUAUUUAUUGUAGAGGAGAAGUUACCAGACAGUGUCAUCCUGGAGAUCACAUCGUAGCCACUGGAAUAUAUUUGCCAAUAUUGAAAACUGGCUUUGCUGAAAGGGAAGCAUCUGGUCUCUUGAGUGAUACUUAUCUGGAUGCUCAUAUAAUAGAAAAUCGGAGUCUGGCUCAAGAUGAUAAGUCACCUAAUGAAUUGACUGAAGAAGAAGUGGCUCUCUUUUCUGAGGAUGGUGUUUUUGAUAAAUUAGCCAAAUCAAUAGCACCAGAGAUAUACGGUAUGGAGGGUGUCAAGAAAGCUCUUUUACUGCUACUGGUAGGCGGAACUAAUAUAAAGAAAAACGAUAUUAAAAUAAGAGGAAACAUCAACAUCUGUCUAAUGGGUGAUCCAGGAGUGGCCAAAUCGCAGCUGCUCUCUUUCAUCACGCGUCUAUCUCCUCGUUCUCAGUACACGACUGGCCGAGGUUCAUCGGGUGUAGGUCUAACCGCGGCGGUCAUGAAAGAUCCCUUGACCAACCAGAUGGUGCUCGAGGGUGGUGCCCUUGUGUUGGCUGACCAAGGAAUCUGCUGCAUCGACGAGUUUGACAAAAUGGCUGAGCACGAUCGUACUGCCAUCCACGAGGUCAUGGAGCAGCAAACGAUCUCAAUAGCUAAAGCCGGUAUAAUGGCUCGCUUGAACGCUCGUGUCUCGAUUCUUGCUGCCGCCAAUCCAGCUUAUGGGAGAUACAACACGAAAUUGUCAAUCGAGCAAAACGUUCAGCUGCCAGCUGCGUUGCUGUCCAGAUUUGAUCUGCUCUGGCUUUUACAAGAUACAGCGAACAGAGAUAACGAUCUCAAACUGGCUCAGCAUAUCACGUACGUCCAUCUACAUGGACAACAGCCUCAAACUGAAAAUGAAGUCAUGGACAUGAAACUUAUAAGAAAAUACAUUCAAAUAUGCAAAACGGUGAAUCCUUACGUUCCAGAGGAUCUAAACGAAUACAUCACUGAACAAUACGUAAAUUUGAGAAAAGAAGCGCGCAACCUCAGGGACAAAACUUUCACAUCUCCGCGUAAUCUCCUUGGAAUUUUACGUUUAUCCACAGCACUUGCUCGAUUACGUUUGUCCCCUCUGGUGGUCAAAGAGGAUAUUGAUCACGCCAUUCAACUGGUCGUCGAGUCCAAGGCUUCAAUCAACCACUUUGACGAGAUCAGAUCGAAACCUCAUCAAGAGCGUAGAACUAAGAUCUUUAAUAUCAUUAAAGAACUAGCUGGUAAUAAAAAAGAGGUUCGCGUGUUUGAUAUCCAGGAUCGCUGUUUGACCAAGGGAUUCAAGCCAAACGAGAUCGAUGAAGUGAUCGAUUUGUAUGAAAAUUCGAACGUGUGGCACGUCAACGCAAACAGGACGAAGAUCAUCAUGGUGGAGUGAACGCCGUUACGCUCGUUAGUUUAUCUUUCCAUACACUAAGUUAAUUAAACAAUUACUUGUAGCUGUAAAAAUGAAAAUGUACGUUAAGGCUUUUUUUAUACACA